Molecule: messenger RNA, 5238 nt
Organism: Helianthus annuus (common sunflower)
Lineage: Eukaryota; Viridiplantae; Streptophyta; Magnoliopsida; Asterales; Asteraceae
Product: myosin-11
Exons: 36
Coding region: 396-5081 (1561 amino acids)
Biological process (GO): vesicle transport along actin filament; actin filament organization
Cellular component (GO): actin cytoskeleton; myosin complex; vesicle
Molecular function (GO): microfilament motor activity; ATP binding; actin filament binding
Source: RefSeq, a predicted model, not a curated record
CAAUUAUCAAUGCAGAUUGUACAACACGACUGUGCAAAUUUGCAUGCACCAAAACGCUGUGAUCGAUCAAACCUUACAUGAGUGGAGAAAAAAUCGAGAAAUUGAGACGCAUUUCUCCGAGAAUUUCGUGUAUGAGAGACAAGAGAUCCGAAUUCACAGGGAACAAUGUCAUUUGUAGACACCGAAGAGACGAAUCUGGAACCAGAGGGAGAAAAUUUCACCAACACGAAGAAGAAAUUGACGAUUAAUGUGACGAAUUUGUUGUGAAUUGGUGACGAAUUGUUUACGUCAAGCUGCAAUGCAGAUUUAUAUGCCAGAAGAAGAAGAAGAAGAAUCGUACAUAGAUUGAUCGUUUGAUCCGAAUGAAUUGCUAGGGUUUCGUUACAGUUUUCGAUAUGAGUACUGCGGUGAAUAUUAUAGUAGGAACUCACGUCUGGGUUGACGAUCCGAACAAAGCAUGGAUUGAUGGGCAGGUAACAAAGAUUACUGGCCAAGAAGCUGAGAUCGAGACUCCUGACCUCAAAAAGGUAGUUGCUAAGUUAUCAAAUGUAUAUCCAAAGGACACGGAAGCUCCAGCUGGUGGUGUUGAUGACAUGACAAAACUAUCAUAUUUGCAUGAGCCAGGAGUCCUGCAGAACUUAAGAAUUAGAUACGAACUCAAUGAAAUUUACACUUACACCGGAAACAUCCUAAUUGCAAUAAACCCGUUCCAAAAGUUACCUCAUUUGUACGAUGGUCAUAUGAUGGAAGAAUAUAAGGGAGCACCGUUUGGAGAACUGAGUCCGCAUGUAUUUGCAGUAGCUGAUGCGUCUUACAGGGCUAUGAUUAAGGAGGGUAAAAGUAAUUCGAUUCUGGUCAGUGGUGAAAGUGGAGCAGGUAAAACGGAGACAACCAAAAUGCUUAUGCAGUAUUUAGCAUAUUUGGGUGGUCGGAAAGCUACUGAAGGACGCACAGUUGAACAACAAGUUCUAGAAUCAAAUCCAGUUCUUGAAGCAUUUGGCAAUGCUAAAACUGUUAGAAAUAACAAUUCCAGUCGUUUUGGAAAAUUUGUCGAAAUCCAAUUUGAUAAGCACGGAAGAAUAUCAGGAGCAGCCAUAAGGACCUAUCUUCUAGAAAGGUCUCGUGUUUGCCAAAUAAAUGACCCCGAGCGCAACUAUCACUGUUUUUACCUAUUAUGUGCAGCACCACAAGAGGAAAUUGAGAAAUAUCACUUGGGGAACCCAAAAUCUUUUCAUUAUCUUAACCAGUCAAAAUGCUACGAGCUUGUUGGUGUAAAUGACGCCCAUGAAUAUCUUGCCACAAGGAGAGCUAUGGAUGUUGUUGGAAUUAGCAAAGAAGAGCAGGAAGCGAUAUUUAGAGUUACUGCUGCUAUUCUUCAUCUUGGCAAUAUUGAAUUUACCAAAGGGAAAGAGGUUGAUUCUUCGGUUUUAAAAGACGAUAAAGCUAAAUUUCACUUAAAAGUGACUGCAGAACUUCUUAGGUGUGGUUCUGUGGGUUUGGAAGAUGCAUUGUGUAAACGAGUGAUGAUUACUCCUGAAGAAAUUAUAAAAAGAAGUCUUGAUCCCCUUAGUGCAGCAGUCAGCAGGGAUGGAUUAGCUAAAACAAUAUAUUCCAGAUUAUUUGAUUGGCUGGUGGAUAAAAUAAAUGUCUCAAUUGGACAAGACCGUACCUCAAAAUGUCUGAUUGGGGUCCUCGAUAUAUACGGUUUUGAAAGCUUCAAGAACAACAGCUUUGAGCAGUUUUGCAUCAACUUCACGAAUGAGAAACUGCAGCAACACUUUAAUCAACAUGUGUUUAAGAUGGAGCAAGAGGAAUAUACAAAAGAGGCUAUAAAUUGGAGCUACAUUGAAUUUGUCGAUAACCAAGAUGUUUUAGAUCUCAUUGAAAAGAAACCUGGUGGAAUCAUUGCUCUCCUUGAUGAAGCCUGUAUGUUCCCAAAGUCUACACACGAAACGUUUUCAAACAAGCUUUAUCAGACCUUCAGAAAUCACAAACGUUUUGUGAAGCCCAAGCUGUCACGUACAGACUUCACAAUCGCGCAUUAUGCUGGAGAGGUCCAGUAUCAAUCCAAUCAAUUUCUUGACAAAAAUAAAGACUAUGUAGUCCCCGAACACCAAGACUUGUUGGGUGAUUCCCGAUGUGCAUUUGUAGCUGGCCUUUUCCCUCCAAUUGCUGAAGAAUCUCCUAAAUCUUCUAAGUUCUCUUCAAUUGGGUCUCGUUUUAAGUUGCAAUUGCAACAACUGAUGGAGACACUAAAUGCAACAGAACCUCAUUACAUUAGAUGUGUAAAACCAAAUAAUCAACUGAAACCUGCCAUAUUUGAGAAUGUCAACAUCUUGCAACAAUUACGCUGUGGGGGCGUUUUAGAGGCGAUCAGAAUCAGUUGUGCUGGUUAUCCUACUCGUCGUCCUUUCUAUGAGUUUAUAAACAGAUUUGGACUUCUUGCCCCUGAAGUGUUAAUAGGAUGCUUUGAUGAAAAGGUUGCAUGCGGAAAGAUUCUAGAAAAGAAGGGAAUCAAAGGCUUUCAGGUUGGUAAAACAAAAGUUUUCCUGAGAGCUGGACAGAUGGCGGAAUUAGAUGCAAGAAGAACCGAAGUCCUCAGUAGUGCAGCACAAAUUAUCCAAAGGAGAAUGCGAACUUAUAUUGCUCAUAAACAGUUCAUUGACACUCGGAAGAGUUCAGUUGUCUUGCAAUCUUUUUGCCGAGGUAGAUUGGCUGGCAAACGUUUUGAAGAACUGAGAAGGAUAGCAGCUGCAAUAAAAAUACAGAAACACUUCCGUAAAUACCACGCUUUGAAAGUCUACCGUAAGCUCCGUGCGUCAGCACUUAAGGUGCAAGCAGCCAUACGUGCAUUGAAGGCUUGUAAGGAAUUCAAACUAAAGAAACAAACCAAGGCCGUAAUCAAGAUGCAGGCUCGAUGGCGUUGUCAUAGGAGUCGUUCAUACCAUAAAAGGCUAAAGAAGGGAGCCAUAGUUACACAAUGCAGAUGGAGGGGCAAAAUGGCAAGGAAAGAGUUACGAGAACUUAAAAGGGUUGGUUUCAACGUGUAUUUAAUUUCUAAAUUAAAAGUAUUUUGUUUCAUGAGCCAUUUUUUGAGAUAUAAAAUUAGAUAUGAACUUUAUCUUACUUUUCUGCAGAAAGCACGGGAUACAGGCGCCCUUAAAGAAGCAAAAGAUAAACUUCAAAAACAAUUGGAGGAACUAACAUGGCGUUUACAGUUGGAAAAGCGCUUAAGGACUGAUUUAGAAGAAGCAAAAGCCAGUGAGGCUAACAAAUUUAGAAAUUCUUUAGAAUCUUUGCAAAAAAAACUCGAUGAAGCAAAUGCAACAAUAAUCAAGGAAAAAGAGGCAGCAAGGAAAGCUAUUGAAGAAGCACCUCCUGUUAUUCAAGAAAAAGAAGUAAUCAUUGAAGAUACUAAAAGAAUUGAAUCCCUCACUGCAGAAAUCAAUCAUUUAAAGACGUUAUUGGAAUCUGAAAAGCGACAUUCUGCUGAUUUAGAAAAGAAAUACGCUCAAUCUCAAGAGCGUAGUGAAGAUGCACUCAAGAAAUUAGAAGAUUCCGAAGAUAAAGUCCAACAGUUACAAGAUUCUCUGAGCAGGCUGGAAGAGAAACUACAGAAUAUUGAUUCAGAAAAUAAAGUUUUCCGUCAACAAGCUGUGUCAAUGGCACCUAAUAAGUUUCUCAUACGUUCCAAAUCUAUCCUUCAGAGAUCGGAGAGCAGUCACUUAUUCGGAGACGCAAAGCCACCUCUUGAACUGCAUAGCAUGUCGAUGAACCAACGGGAUCUUUCAGAACUUGAUGACAAACCACAAAAGUCACUUAAUGAAAAACAGAUAGAGAAUCAAGAAUUGCUAAUCAAAUGCAUUGCACAACGUAUAGGAUUUGCAGGAGACAAACCACUUGCGGCUUGUAUAAUUUACAAAUGCCUUCUACAAUGGAGAUCUUUUGAAGUUGAACGAACGUCUGUUUUUGACCGCAUCAUCCAGACCAUAGGUCAUGCAAUUGAGAAAUCCCAGGAUAAUAAUGAGAUAUUGGCCUAUUGGUUGUCGAAUGCGUCAACUCUUUUGCUUCUACUUCAACGCACUCUGAAAGCAAGUGGUGUGACAGCUGGACUGGGCCCACAACGUCGUCGAUCAUCAGCCACUCUUUUUGGAAGAGUGAAUAACAGUUUUCGUGGAACUCCUCAAGGAGUGAAUAUUUCUUUUCAUAAUGGAAGUUUGAGUGCGUUAGAUGCUGUAAGCCAAGUAGAAGCCAAAUAUCCCGCUUUGCUUUUCAAGCAACAACUUACAGCAUACGUUGAAAAAAUAUACGGAAUGAUCCGAGAUAAUUUAAAAAAGGAAAUAUCUCCGUUACUCGGGUUGUGUAUUCAGGCGCCAAGAACUUCCAGGGCAAGCCUAGUAAAGGGAACAUCACAUCCGGUUAAUAAUGCGGCUCAACAAGCGUUGAUUGCUCACUGGCAAGGAAUUGUGAAGAACCUUGGAGAUUUCUUGAACACUUUAAAAACAAAUCAUGUACCACCAUUUUUGGUCCGAAAAAUUUUCACACAAAUAUUUUCAUUCAUUAAUGUUCAAUUGUUUAACAGCCUUCUUUUGAGACGAGAAUGCUGUUCAUUCAGCAAUGGUGAAUAUGUGAAAGCCGGACUUGGUGAAUUAAAAGACUGGUGUUACAACGCAACCGAUGAGUAUGCAGGUUCUGCAUGGGAAGAACUUAAACAUAUCCGGCAGGCUAUCGGGUUUCUGGUUAUUCAUCAAAAGCCGAAGAAAACCCUUGAUGAAAUAAGUCAUGGCCUGUGUCCCGUUCUUAGUGUACAACAGUUGUACCGGAUCAGUACGAUGUAUUGGGAUGACAAAUAUGGAACUCAUAGUGUGUCCCCGGAUGUUAUAUCCAGCAUGAGGAUUAUGAUGACAGAAGAAAAUAAUGCAAUAAGCAAUUCUUUCCUUUUGGAUGACGAUUCCAGCAUUCCGUUUUCAGUCGACGAUAUAGCGAAGUCAAUGGAUCAAAUUGAAAUCUCGGAUAUCGAACCACCACCUUUAAUCCGUGAGAACUCGGGCUUUAGCUUUUUGUUGCCACAAGCAGACUAACUGCCAUUUUUAACAAUUUGAGCUUGAUCCGUCUCGGCGUUUUUUUUUUUACCAAUUUGAGCUUGAUCCUUCUCGGGUGCUAAAUCUCGUCCAAUAACAGAACAGUUUUGUACAAAUUUGAUUAACCACCGAUCUCAAGUACUAACUUGGCUUUGAA